CGUCUUUUCCAAACCGAAUCCCUAAACCGACCAGUCGUUCGCAGAUACUCGUUCGAUGACGAUCGUCGCGGCAAUGGGUCGUUUACCGCGUUAAUCGAUUGCGAUUCCGCUACUUUGCAGCUUCUUUCGAACAUUAUCCUCGUUCAGGAUCGAUUCGAGUAACUCGCGACUCCUUCGUCAAUGUCGCUAUCGUUCGGUCGGCUUCAAAUAUUCUGUCAAAUUUCUCUCGUAUAAAUAUUCGUAAUUUACAUGACUCAUGCUCCAUUAAAACUUCAUUUAUCUGAACUUCUUCCGUCGUUUAGCGACAAACACGGUCAUUAGCGAUGGUUAUCUGACCUCGUCGAGAAACAAACAAUUUAUAUGUAAUAAUUGGAGUUGGCGUAAUAGGUGCUCGCAAAUUUUCCUCGUUACUUAUUAUUUUUGGUGACGUAGUAGCAACAGCUCAGCAACGUUCCGAUACGCGAAUGAAUCAGCCGGCAAAUCAUUCGCUUAAACGAGCUUCGACUAAAAUUUCGUUGCGAUAAGUGGAAUUCGUCGUUCGAAUAAAAUAAAUGCAACUCCACCGUAUUAGGAUUAUGUCGUCGAAAAGAUUUUACCAGCGCGGUUAGCAAACCGAGAGCAAAGGGUUAAAUAUCCGCUUGAAAUCGGAUUACUUGCACUCGAGCAACUUAGAUUCAAGUAACUUGACGAAUUUGAACGAGACUUAACAAGAACCAUGACUUGCUACGACUCGUAAGCGAUCGGAUUUUCCCGGGCAAACGUUUGAACUUUCGUCCCAAUUAUUUUUUAUCCGACUCGACUCAGGGUAGUUACGUAAGCGAAGCUGAUACAUCGUCGUGUACACGACCGCGUGCGAGGCAACGUUCGCGAAAAUCCUUGGCACGAUAUCGAAGCUCGCGGACCGAUCGCGCGCCUGCGCUGCUUGCGCCAUGCGAUCGAUAGACGAGCGAUAAACAUGACGACGAUCGCUCGUCUUCUCGCGGGGAUCGUGAUACUCGGCUUUAUCACGAGAACAGAGGGCCGCUGUUCGCACAAUAGUUGGGAGAAAAUCGCUGGCGUUAAACCGGAAACCAUCGACGCGCAGACAGUUCUCUUUAGCGCGGUCAACUCAAACGGAAUAACGAAAAGUUGCUUCGAAAGAUGCAAACGCGUAAACUGCACCGCGUUCGUCAUAGACUUUGGUAGAAGCGUCUGCUACAGCGUGCGAAUAGAGGACGACGAACUGGUACCCGAACCGAAUUCCAUCUUUUACCACCGAGUUUGCGUGAAAGUGCCGGUAAGCUGCGCGAGACGAAAACUUUGGCAGGUGGAGAGGAGUCCAGGAGCGGUGUUCAUCGAUUCCAGCGCAUUCCAUCUAUCCGAUCCGAUCACGAGGAACCAAUGUUACGAGAAAUGCAUAGAGACAGGAAGAAGCUGCGAGUCCGCUCAAUUUCGGACUUCGAAACCCCUUUCGAUCGACAAAACAGCGUUCGGACGAUGCUCUCUCUCGUUGUACGAACGAGGUACCAGACCAAGAGCGUACAGGGCGUCCAUGUACAGAGACGAGUACCUCAGAGAUCAAUGUCGAAAUCUGUCCAGAGACGAGUAUUGCUCGUACGCGGAAUUCCAAAAUGUCUCGUUACCGUACUCUGACGUCGCUUUGAUGGACCUUGACGAGAAGCAGUGCGAGAAAAGAUGCGACUCGAGCGUGGAUGGUUUUAUCUGUCGAGGAUACACGUUUGCCAAUUCGUCCGGUCAACCACUUUGCCUACUGCACUCGGAAGACACCACCAGUCUAGGAGUUAGCUCGUUGAUCGACGCGACGAACGUGGUCUACAGAGAGCGAGAACCUUGUUUAGAUCUGAAGGUGCGGUGCAACGAUUCGACGAUGACGGUCGAGUUGAAAACGAGCGACCCCUUCUUUGGCCGGCUCUACUCGAACGGAUACGCGGAUACCUGCGGCGCUCAAGGUACAGGCAGUAAUCGAACAAUAUUGACGUUACCUAUUCCACCCGUUGACCAGAUUCGCGAGGGUACCCUUCGUUGCGGAUUGCACCCUGCCUUUUCCGUCGACGAUCAAAAUCGAACGCGACCGUUGGUUUGGGCAACGAUCGUCGUACAAUUCAAUCCGAUCGUUCAACGACUCGGCGAUCAAGCAGUCAGGGUUGGAUGCUCGUUAAACGAUCGAGCACCUCCGCAACCAAAAAACGUCACCGUUCAAUCUAGUUUCAGCUUUCUCGAUCCAAACGCAGGAGUGCCACCGAUCUCUUCAACGAUCGUCAACGCGUCCUCGCAAGCGCCGAUAGUCACCAUGAGGAUAUUAGACGAGAACUCGGCAGUCGCUAUGGUCACGCAUUUAGGUCAGAAGCUCACUCUGAAGAUUCAAUUGAGUCCACCAGAUGGUCCUUAUGACAUUACCGCCGGACACUUAGUAGCGAGCAGCGCUUCCGGCGAUGCCUCGUAUCUGCUACUGGACGAACUCGGAUGUCCCACCGAUCCAACCACCUUUCCCGCUCUCUCCAAGGAUCCAGUCGAUGGUCGUUCAUUAAUCGCAACUUUUACAGCCUUCAAGUUCCCCAAUAGUCAACGAGUCCGUUUCAACGUACUCGUCCGAUUCUGCUUGGACAAGUGCAUACCGACCAACUGCAACGGCGAUAAACCUUCUUACGGAAAAAAGAAACGAGCUAGCGAGUCUUGGAGUACGCAGGCAACCUACCACGCCGAAACAACGCCAACGUCCAAGGACGAAACUCCGGACGAGUUAUCGCUGGAACUCUCCAUAAUCGUUCAAAACUCCGUCGCGUCUUCGGCUGAUCGUUUAUCUUCGAGGGAGAACUCGUCCCCUGAUACCGUGCUAAUCGCCGGAGGAAAUUCUAUGGACGGACUGCUCUGCGUCGACGCUAGUCUCGCUUUGAGUCUACUGAUCUUCUUGUUGAUCGUCCAAAUAACGCUUAUCGUUGGCUGUCUAUUGACCGUGGCACAAUACAGAAGAACGGCCAUACGAGCGGAAGAAGACAGAGCCAAUAUCUUAGCCAGGCAUCUCUACGGCAUUCACGGAGGGAACUUGGACGUAGCGCGGAGAGUCAGAUGGGCUGAUCACAAUCUAUCCUCCUUGUCUCGCGACUGACUCAAUCUGAUUGCGUUGCCCGCAUAGCUACAUUUCUUCCCCCCUCUCUUUGUCAUUGACACGUUUCCAAUCGGUUUCUUUUUACGAUGAUUGAACGGAUGGUAGGAAAGGAGAUGGUAGGAGAUCCUCGCGUGAGACGCGCGGCAAGGCCGCGGAUUAUUUUCAACCAAAACUUGUAUUAAAGAAGGAACAACGAUGAAUAGACAAUUACGUAACUAUGCGGUAAACUAGUUUUAUGUGAGUAGCAUUCGCGUAUCGAUAUUGUUGAUCGGUAAUACGCAGUCAUUAAGUCAUCUAUCCUCUUAUCUUCGUAGUCCUGCAUUUUCCGUAGUGUGUUAACGUAA
Messenger RNA from Bombus huntii, 3450 nucleotides. RefSeq lists its product as uncharacterized. The transcript is spliced from 13 exons. The record is from RefSeq and is a predicted model, not a curated record. Lineage: Eukaryota; Metazoa; Arthropoda; Insecta; Hymenoptera; Apidae. Bases 956 to 3106 code for a protein of 716 amino acids.